AUGACGCCGACUGCUGGCCAUCUUCCUAGAGACCCGGACAUCCUUGUCGUGGAGGCGUGGGGACAAGGAUUCCUGAUGGGCUCGCUUAUCGUCAUGAUCGCCAUCAUCGUGGCAGAGCCCGCCCUAGCCCUCGGGCAUGGAACGUUCAUCUUUCUCCAUGCGCCUGCCCAGGGCUGGUAUCUUUCGGUUACGGCCGUUGGUCUCAUAAUUUCGCAUUCCCUCCAUAACAUGAUUGCAUGGAUGAAGAUUCGCGGCUUCUUCACCCCUUGGGGCACGCUACUGUAUCUGAUCACCCUGCUGGCGGCCCAGCCGUACUGGGUCGUCGAGAUCUAUGCCAACUUUGCCUUUUUCAACCGGGGCCAGGCAUUAUAUACCACCACUCGGCCACUCGAGCCGCUCUUCCGGGACCCUUGGUGGAUCUUUACCACCUGCUUUCUCCUGUACGUCAUCCAGCGUGGGUAUGGGUGUUCGCUGGUGCAGCUGAUCCGCAUUAGCCCACGUUUCGGCGUCAUGCUCCUGUUCAUGGUUUUCCAUCGUGUUGCGGUGGUGGACAUGUGUGCGAUCCGGGUCGAGAACCGCCUAGGUUACCCCCCGGGGAUGGAGCCGUUCUGGAAGUUGGCGUUCGUUUUCAAGUACCUGAGCGACACCAUCAUGUUGGACGACUUCCGGGGCGCUCUGGAUCGACUGCGCUAUCACUAUCACCCGGACGUGCCACCGCAGGAGGCCACGCACGCUCGCGGUCGGAGUACAAACCGGCCUGUGGACUGUGUACCCGAGGCGUCUGUCAAACGCCCCGAGCCAGUAUGUCGGCCACCGGACAUGGUGUAA
Molecule: messenger RNA, 828 nt
Organism: Aspergillus vadensis CBS 113365
Lineage: Eukaryota; Fungi; Ascomycota; Eurotiomycetes; Eurotiales; Aspergillaceae
Exons: 4
Coding region: 1-828 (275 amino acids)
Source: RefSeq, a predicted model, not a curated record